Molecule: messenger RNA, 7040 nt
Organism: Talpa occidentalis (Iberian mole)
Lineage: Eukaryota; Metazoa; Chordata; Mammalia; Eulipotyphla; Talpidae
Gene: CACNA1H
Product: calcium voltage-gated channel subunit alpha1 H
Biological process (GO): calcium ion transmembrane transport; neuronal action potential; sodium ion transmembrane transport
Cellular component (GO): voltage-gated sodium channel complex; neuron projection; voltage-gated calcium channel complex
Molecular function (GO): low voltage-gated calcium channel activity; voltage-gated sodium channel activity
Source: RefSeq, a predicted model, not a curated record
AUGACCGAGGUUGCGCCGGCCGCCGCCGAGGUCCGCGUGUCCCUGGGCGCGGCGCCCCCCGGCCCGGCGGGCGUGGGCGCGCCGGGGGCAGAGGCGCGGCGGGGCGCGGGCCCGGGACCCCGCCCCGAGAGCCCGGCGAGCGCGCGCGGCGCGGACGAGGCGCGGCCGGCCCCGUACCCCGCGCUGGCGGCCACCGUCUUCUUCUGCCUCGGGCAGACCACGCGGCCGCGCAGCUGGUGCCUGCGCCUCGUGUGCCACCCCUGGUUCGAGCACGUCAGCAUGCUGGUCAUCAUGCUCAACUGCGUGACCCUCGGCAUGUUCCGGCCCUGCGAGGACGUGGAGUGCCGCUCUGAGCGCUGCAGCAUCCUGGAGGCCUUCGACGACUUCAUCUUCGCCUUCUUCGCCGUGGAGAUGGUCAUCAAGAUGGUGGCUCUGGGGCUGUUCGGCCGGAAGUGCUACCUGGGCGACACCUGGAACCGGCUGGACUUCUUCAUCGUCAUGGCGGGCAUGAUGGAGUACUCGCUGGACGGACACAACGUCAGCCUCUCGGCCAUCAGGACCGUGCGCGUGCUGCGGCCGCUCCGCGCCAUCAACCGUGUGCCCAGCAUGCGCAUCCUGGUCACGCUGCUGCUGGACACGCUGCCCAUGCUGGGGAACGUCCUCCUGCUGUGCUUCUUCGUUUUCUUCAUCUUCGGCAUCGUGGGCGUCCAGCUCUGGGCGGGCCUGCUGCGCAACCGCUGCUUCCUGGACAGCACCUUCGCCAGGAACGGCAACCUGAGCUUCCUGCGGCCGUACUACCAGCCCGACGAGGGCGAGGAGCACCCGUUCAUCUGCUCGGCGCGCCGCGACAACGGCAUGCGGCGCUGCUCGCACAUCCCCAGCCGGCGCGAGCUGCGCGUGGAGUGCACGCUGGGCUGGGAGGCCUUCGCGCGGCCGGCCGCCGCCAACGCCUGCGUCAACUGGAACCAGUACUACCGCGAGUGCCGCUCGGGCGCCGCCAACCCGCACGGCGGCGCCAUCAACUUCGACAACAUCGGCUACGCCUGGAUCGCCAUCUUCCAGGUGAUCACGCUGGAGGGCUGGGUGGACAUCAUGUACUACGUCAUGGACGCGCACUCCUUCUACAACUUCAUCUACUUCAUCCUGCUCAUCAUCGUGGGCUCCUUCUUCAUGAUCAACCUGUGCCUGGUGGUGAUCGCCACGCAGUUCUCGGAGACCAAGCAGCGGGAGAACCAGCUGAUGCGGGAGCAGCGCGCCCGCUAUCUGUCCAGUGACAGCACGCUGGCCAGCUUCUCAGAGCCGGGCAGCUGCUACGAGGAGCUCCUCAAGUACGUGGGCCACGUGUGCCGCAAGGCCCAGCGCCGCGGCCUGCGCCUCUACGCCCGCUGGCAGGGCCGCUGGCGCCAGAAGGUGGAGCCGGGCAGCGGGCCGCAGGGCCAGGGCGCUGGGCGGCGCACGGCCUCCGUGCACCAUCUGGUCUAUCAUCACCACCACCACCACCACCACCACUACCACUUCAGCCCCGGCACGCCCGGCGCCACCCGCGACUCCCGGCUGGUGCGGGCCGGCGUGCCACCCUCCCCGCCCUCGCCAGGCCCCGGGCCGCCGGACGCCGAGUCCGUGCACAGCGUGUACCACGCCGACUGCCAUGUGGAGGGGCCGCAGGAAAGGGCCCGGGCCGCGCGCGCUGCCGCCAGCCUCAAGGUGGCCGCAGGCCUGGGUGCCAUGAACUACCCCACCAUCCUGCCCUCAGGGGCGGGCAGCAGCAAGGCUGGCCCCGGGCCCCAGGGCAGGCGGCCCCACGGAGGCCACAGUCCCCUGAGCCUGGGCGGCCCCGACCCUUACGAGAAGAUCCAGCACCUGGUCGGGGAGCACGGCCUGGGCCCAGCCCCCAACCGCCUCUCCGGCCUGAGCGUGCCCUGCCCGCUGCCCAGCCCACAAGCAGGUACGCUGACUUGCGAGCUUGCGCACUGCCCCUACUGCGCCAGCGCCCUGGGCGACCCCGGGCUGGAGCUCAGCAGCUCGGAGAGCGGUGACUCUGCUGGAGAUGGGGUGUACGAAUUCACGCAGGACGUGCGGCACGGGGACCGCCGCGACCCCGUGCAGCCACCCCCAGAGGCCGGGCCGGGCCAGGCUGGGGCGCGGCGGCGGGCGCCGGCGGGGCCGGGCCACAUGUGGACGGGCCUUCGUGCCCGGCUGCGGCGCAUCGUGGAGAGCAAGUACUUCAAUCGCGGCAUCAUGGUGGCCAUCCUCACCAACACGCUGAGCAUGGGUGUGGAGUACCACGAGCAGCCGGACGAGCUGACCAGCGCCUUGGAGAUCAGCAACGUGGUGUUCACCAGCAUGUUUGCCCUGGAGAUGCUGCUGAAGCUGCUGGCCUGCGGGCCACUGGGCUACAUCCGGAGCCCCUACAACAUCUUCGAUGGCGUCAUUGUGGUCAUCAGCGUCUGGGAGAUCGUGGGCCAGGCAGAUGGCGGGCUGUCGGUGCUGCGGACCUUCCGGCUGCUGCGGGUGCUGAAGCUGGUGCGCUUCCUGCCCGCGCUGCGGCGCCAGCUGCUGGUGCUCGUGAAGACCAUGGACAACGUGGCCACCUUCUGCAUGCUGCUCAUGCUCUUCAUCUUCAUCUUCAGCAUCCUGGGCAUGCACCUCUUUGGAUGCAAGUUCAGCCUGAAGACAGACACGGGGGACACGGUCCCCGACAGGAAGAACUUCGACUCCCUGCUGUGGGCCAUCGUCACCGUGUUCCAGAUCCUCACGCAGGAGGACUGGAACGUGGUGCUGUACAACGGCAUGGCCUCCACCUCGUCCUGGGCCGCGCUCUACUUCGUGGCGCUCAUGACCUUCGGCAACUACGUGCUUUUCAACCUGUUGGUGGCCAUCCUGGUGGAGGGCUUCCAGGCGGAGGGCGACGCCCACAGGUCCGACGCGGACGAGGACAAGACAUCCAUCCGCUUGGAGGAGGAUUUCGACAAGUUCAGAGACCUCCGGGCUGCAGACAUGAAGAUGUACCUGCUGGCAGAGACCCCCAACGGGCACCUGGAGGGCCGGGGCAGCCUGCCCCCACCACUGAUCAUGCGCACGGCGGCCACGCCCAUGCCCACCCCCAAGAGCUCCCCGCACCUGGACAUGGCACUCGGCCUCCCGGACUCCCGGCGAGGGAGCAGCAGCUCCGUGGACCCCCAGCUGGGGGACCAGAAGUCUCUGUCCAGCCACCGCAGCUCGCCCUGUGCCCACUGGGGCGGCAGCAGCGCCUGGAGCAGCCGCCGCUCGAGCUGGAACAGCCUGGGCCGCGCGCCCAGCCUCAAGCGCCGCAGCCAGCGCGGGGAGCGCGAGUCGCUGCUGUCGGGCGAGGGCAGGGGCAGCACGGACGAUGAGACGGAGGACGGCCGGCCGGGUGCCUCUCCCGGGCCACGGGAGUCCCCGCUGCGGCGGGCCGAGUCUCUGGACCCCCGCAGCGCCCUGGACCCGCGCCCCCCGCGGCCCGCCGCGCUGCUGCCGGCCAGGCUCGCCGACGGCAAGGCCCCGGGGCUGGCGCUGCCGCGGGAGUUCUUCCUGCGCAUCGACAGCCACAAGGAGGACCCGGCCGACCUGGACGAGGACCUGGAGGAUAGCUGCUGCUGCCGCCUGCGCAAAAUACUGGAGCCCUACGAGCCCGCGUGGUGCCGCAGUCGCGAGGCCUGGGCGCUCUACCUGUUCUCGCCGCAGAACCGGUUGCGCGUCUGCUGCCAGAAGGUCAUCGCCCACAAGAUGUUCGACCACGUGGUCCUCGUCUUCAUCUUCCUCAACUGCAUCACCAUCGCCCUGGAGAGGCCGGACAUCGACCCUGGCAGCACCGAGCGCGUGUUCCUCAGCGUCUCCAACUACGUCUUCACGGCGAUCUUCGUGGCCGAGAUGAUGAUGAAGGUGGUGGCCCUGGGCCUGGUGUCCGGCGAGCACGCUUACCUGCAGAGCAGCUGGAACGUGCUGGACGGGUUGCUGGUCUUGGUGUCCCUUGUGGACAUCGUCGUGGCCAUGGCCUCGGCGGGGGGAGCCAAGAUUUUGGGCAUCCUGCGGGUGUUGCGGCUGCUGCGGACGCUCCGGCCGCUGAGGGUGAUCAGCCGGGCUCCGGGACUCAAGCUGGUGGUGGAGACUCUGAUAUCUUCGCUCAGGCCCAUCGGAAACAUCGUCCUUAUCUGCUGUGCCUUCUUUAUCAUCUUCGGCAUCCUGGGGGUGCAGCUCUUCAAGGGGAAGUUCUACCACUGCGACGGCGCGGACACCAGGAACGUGUCCACCAAGGCCGAGUGCCUCGCCGCUGGCUACCGCUGGGUGCGGCGCAAGUACAACUUCGACAACCUGGGCCAGGCCCUGAUGUCGCUCUUCGUGCUCUCCUCCAAGGACGGCUGGGUGAGCAUCAUGUACGACGGGCUGGACGCCGUGGGCGUGGACCAGCAGCCCGUGCCCAACCACAACCCCUGGAUGCUGCUCUACUUCAUCUCCUUCCUGCUCAUCGUCAGCUUCUUCGUGCUCAACAUGUUCGUGGGCGUGGUGGUGGAGAACUUCCACAAGUGCCGGCAGCACCAGGAGGCCGAGGAGGCGCGGCGGCGCGAGGAGAAGCGGCUGCGGCGCCUGGAGCGCAGGCGCAGGAGCACUUUCCCCAACCCAGAGGCCCAGCGCCGGCCCUACUACGCGGACUACCCGCCUGCCCGCCGCUCCGUCCACUCGCUGUGCACCAGCCACUACCUGGACCUCUUCAUCACCUUCGUCAUCGGCCUCAACGUCAUCACCAUGUCCAUGGAGCACUACAACCAGCCCAAGUCUCUGGACGAGGCCCUCAAGUACUGCAACUACGUGUUCACCGUCGUCUUCGUCAUCGAGGCGGUGCUGAAGCUCGUGGCGUUUGGGGUCAGGAGGUUCUUCAAGGACAGGUGGAACCAGCUGGACCUGGCCAUUGUGCUGCUGUCGAUCAUGGGCAUCACGCUGGAGGAGAUCGAGAUGAGCGCCGCGCUGCCCAUCAACCCCACCAUCAUCCGCAUCAUGCGGGUGCUCCGAAUCGCCAGAGUGCUGAAGCUGCUGAAGAUGGCCACGGGCAUGCGGGCCCUGCUGGACACUGUGGUGCAGGCGCUGCCCCAGGUGGGAAACCUCGGUCUCCUUUUCAUGCUCCUGUUUUUCAUCUAUGCUGCCCUGGGAGUGGAGCUGUUUGGGAGGCUCGAGUGCAGCGAGGACAACCCCUGCGAGGGCCUGAGCCGGCACGCCACCUUCACCAACUUCGGCAUGGCCUUCCUCACCCUGUUCCGCGUGUCCACGGGCGACAACUGGAACGGCAUCAUGAAGGACACGCUGCGGGAGUGCGCCCACGAGGACAAGCACUGCCUGAGCUACCUGCCGGCCAUCUCGCCCGUCUACUUCGUGACCUUCGUGCUGGUGGCGCAGUUCGUGCUGGUCAACGUGGUGGUGGCCGUGCUCAUGAAGCACCUGGAGGAGAGCAACAAGGAGGCGCGGGAGGACGCCGAGCUGGACGCGGAGCUGGAGCUGGAGCUGGCGGAGGGGCACCCCGCCCGCCCCCCGCCCGCGGCCCCCGGGAGCCCCGACGCGCCCAGCCUCCUGGUGGUGCGGAAGGUGUCGGUGUCCCGCAUGCUCUCCCUGCCCAACGACAGCUACAUGUUCCGGCCGGUGGCCCCCGCCUCGGCCGCUCCGGCCCCGCUGCUGCAGGAGGUGGAGCUGGAGGCCUGCGCUGCCCGCACCCCCUCGGGACCUGCCGCUGCGGCACCCCCGCCGCCCUCGCAGCCCUGCGCCCCGCUCCAGCUCCCCUCGGCCACUUCCUCCCCAGCCAGGGGCGGGGACACCCUCCAGGCCCUGUGCCCCCGGGCUGCCGCCCGCUCCCCCAGCCUCAGCCGGCCGCUCUGCAGACAGGAGGCCCUGUGCGCCGACUCUCUGGAAGGACAGAUGGACAGCCCCGGGGACAGCAGCCCAGGCUGGGGGGAGCUUGGCGGGAAGGUCCCCGUGAAGCAGUUGACCCUGGGGUCCUCCCUGCGGUCCCCACCCCGCUCCCCGAGGCCGGCCGGCGUCCGCACCCGCAAGCACACGCUCGGACAGCUGUGCGCCCCGGGCCAGGGGCCGGCCCUCGACGGGGGGGAUGCCGACACCCCCGACCCGGCCGACGAGGAGGUCAGCCACAUCACCAGCUCCGCCUGUGGCCCCUCGGCCUCCCCUACUGCCCACGGGCUGGCGGGUGGCGAGGUGGACCCACACGGGCUCCACGGCGUGGAAGCCCGGGACUUCCUGGACCUGCCCGGCCACGCCGAGGAGCAGAGGCGGCCGCUGGGGGAGCCGGGGGCUGGGGGCGGCCGCGGGGAGGCCGAGGGGAAGGCCUGGGCGCAGGAGGCCGACCUGGCCCUGGGGGCCCGCCGCAAGAAGAAGAUGAGCCCCCCGUGCAUCUCCGUCGACCCCCCCGUGGAGGAGGAGGGCGCGGCCAGGCCCCCUGCCUCGGAGGGCGGCAGCACCAUCCUGAGACGCAGGACGCCGUCCUGUGAGGCAGCGCCCCACCGGGACCCCCAGGAGCCCGCUGAGGGCCUAGGGGCGGAGCCUGCUGCCAAAGGGGAGCGGCGCAGCCAGGCCCCCUGCCGCACGGAGCACCUGACCCUGCCCAGCUUCGCCUUUGAGCCGCUGGAUGUGGGGGGCCCUGGCGGGGCCUUCUUCUCGAACAGCGUCCAGGGCACAGGCCCAGAAACCAGAGCCCCCUCCCCUGGGGCCUCGGCGCCCCCAGAAGCGCCCCACGUGGAGCCUCCUGUGUCCUCUGGCACGCUGCCAGAGAAGGGGUGGGGGCUGCACCUCACAGUUCCUCAGAGUCCCCCAAAGAAAGCAGGCUCCCCACAGGCCCCCCCUGCCCUGGAUGACAGUGCGGACAAGCCGGUGUAGCUUGGGGUGCGGUGCCACACAGGCUUUGGUGGCGGUGCUGGGGCACCCAAUGGGGUGGGGGCCCCUUGCGAGGCCCUACUUGGACGCGGCUCGGGCAAGCCCCCCCAGGGACAGCCGGCGCAGGCGGGGCCGGCUGGGAAGGGGCC